AUGAAUUUUGGAACUAGUCAUAGCAGUAGUAGUAAAAAUUCCCACAAUAAUAAUGUUGUGGGAUUACAUUAUAAAAUAGGUAAAAAAAUUGGUGAAGGAUCAUUUGGAGUUAUAUUUGAAGGAGUAAAUAUUCUUAAUAAUGCUCAAGUUGCGAUUAAAUUUGAACCUCGGAAAUGUGAAGCUCCACAAUUACGUGAUGAAUAUCGAGCAUAUAAACAAUUACAAGGGAGUAAAGGUAUUCCUAAUGCUUAUUAUUUUGGUCAAGAAGGAGUACAUAAUAUAUUAGUGAUUGAUUUAUUAGGACCUUCAUUAGAGGAUUUAUUUGAUUGGUGUGGUAGACGAUUCAGUAUUAAAACGGUAAUUCAAGUAGCUAUACAAAUGAUACGGUUAGUAGAACAAGUUCAUCAACAGAAUUUAAUUUAUCGAGAUAUUAAACCCGACAAUUUUUUAAUUGGAAAACCUGAUACUCCAGAGGCUAAUCAAAUUUUUUUUGUUGAUUUUGGUAUGGCAAAACAAUAUCGAGACCCAAGAACUAAACAACAUAUUCCUUAUCGAGAGAAAAAGGCAUUAAGUGGUACGGCACGUUAUAUGAGUAUCAAUACUCAUUUAGGUCGAGAACAAUCUCGGCGCGAUGAUUUAGAAAGUUUAGGUCAUGUUUUCAUGUAUUUUCUUCGAGGAGCAUUACCAUGGCAAGGUUUAAAAGCCCCCACCAAUAAACAAAAAUAUGAAAAAAUUGGGAUGAAAAAGCAAACUACAUCAAUUAAUGAAUUAUGUUAUGGAUUUCCAAUACAAUUUGCUCAAUAUUUGACUUAUGUACGUAAUUUAAAAUUUGAUGAAACUCCCGAUUAUCAAUAUUUAGUGGGUUUAAUGGAAAAAGCUCUGAUUUCCGCUGGGAUUGAACUUGAUGGUCAUUUUGAUUGGAUGGAUUUGAAUGGUGGUAAAGGUUGGGAUGCUGCAUUAAAUAAAAAAGCUAAUUUACAUGGUUAUGGGAAUCCUUAUCCUCAUCCUUCUCAGGGACAAAGACGGSMAGCAGCAACAACAGCAGGAACAAUUCAAACAACCACUAUCAUCACCAAAAUCUCAACAAUACAAUUCACCCCAUCAACCAUUACUUGGGAAUUCUCGUUCAAGAGAUAA
Candida albicans SC5314 is the source of this 1137-nucleotide messenger RNA. RefSeq names its product casein kinase. The transcript has a single exon. Gene Ontology annotation, cellular component: cytoplasm; nucleus. Lineage: Eukaryota; Fungi; Ascomycota; Pichiomycetes; Serinales; Debaryomycetaceae. Gene Ontology annotation, molecular function: ATP binding; protein serine/threonine kinase activity. Gene Ontology annotation, biological process: signal transduction; peptidyl-serine phosphorylation; endocytosis. The record is from RefSeq and is a predicted model, not a curated record. Bases 1 to 1137 code for a protein of 378 amino acids.